AUGACCUCAACAUCAACAUCCACCCUCCCCACCAUCGCCCGCUCCACCCUCAUAAACACCACCUUCACCGAUCUCACCCCCUCCGACACCAUCACCCGCAGCGAUCUCCGCGACGUAACCAUCACCUGCUCCGGCAGCAGAACCCCCACCACCCUCCUCCGCUCCGCCCUAACCUCCUGCACCGUCACGCACUCCUCCACUUACCGCUCCAACCUAAAACACACCACUCUCACUAACGCCAGUGUCUCCCGCAUCGAAGCUACGCACACUUCCUUCGGCAUUUACACCUACUCGCAUCGGAGCAUCCUCACCAACGUGAUUCUCCGCGAUCGCUCCUCCGUCAAGCGCAGCCACGUAAAAGAUGCUAGUUUGAUGGGCGGUAGUUCUCUCUGGCGGAGUAAUGUCACCAAGUGCAUGAUUGCGGAUGAGUGUCGGGUGCAGCGGUGCAAGCUGGUCGAUUGUGAUGUGGUGUGUUGUGUGCUGGUGAAGACAGAUUUUGAGGGAAUGGUGGUUAGGAAUGGGGUUUGGAAGGACGGGGUGUUGGUGGGGAAGGUGAGGGAGGGGGAGGAGGUGGUGGUAUUGAAGAAGGGGGACAUUAGGGAAACGAAGAUCUCGGUGGAUGAGAAGUUGGAUAGCAAGGAUACCAAGUACUGGUUGGAGGAGGAGAGUUCGGAGGGGGAGGGUGUGAGGGAGAUGUCGCCGCCGCCGGCGUAUACGGCGUAG
Molecule: messenger RNA, 723 nt
Organism: Aspergillus welwitschiae
Lineage: Eukaryota; Fungi; Ascomycota; Eurotiomycetes; Eurotiales; Aspergillaceae
Exons: 2
Coding region: 1-723 (240 amino acids)
Source: RefSeq, a predicted model, not a curated record